CCAGAUGUGGAGGGUAAAAGUCCAAUUUUAUGGAGAAAUAGAUGAGUUGUAAUCUGUCUCUCCAUCAAGUCGGACAUUUACACAACGGAGUCGCCCGUCAAAUUGUAUUAAAUAUUAAAUAAUAACAUACAACAUAACAACAGGCCUCCGAACACCAUAUCAGCCAUUGUGUAUAUAAUAUGUCGGCACAUGCUUUGGGAUGGGGAACAAAAUACCACGUGUUCUGCCAGCCUAUUGACUAUUCCAACACAGAAACAGCCACACAGAUGGCAAGAACGGUGUGGCUGUACUUCAUACUUAAAGUUGUUGAUCUUCUGGAUACGGUAUUUUUCGUUCUUCGGAAGAAAAACAACCAGAUAUCUUUCCUGCACGUAUAUCAUCACGGCAUGAUGGUGAUCCUUACGUGGGCUACGACUAAGUUCUUGCCAGGUGGCCAUGGGACCUUCUUGGGAUAUACGAACUCCAUCGUCCACGCUGUUAUGUACGCCUAUUAUUUCAUCACUUCCAUGUGGCCGGAGUAUAAGGGCAGCUUUUGGUGGAAGAAGUACAUUACUCAGCUACAGAUGAUUCAAUUCGUGCUGAUUGGUCUACAUGCGUCAACAGCUUUAGUGAUUGAAAACUGUGAAUAUCCAACAUUUAUGGCCUUAACAAUGAUCAUACAAAGCAUAAUUAUGUUCAAGCUGUUUUACGAUUUCUAUCAAAGAGCUUAUGUGAAAAAGAUCAAAUAGGGCAUAAGUAUUCACUUCAAUUAAAGCACAUUUUGCAUUUUUUUUUCACCUCUGAAGGAAUAUAUUACAGCUGCAUAUCAUUUUGCAAGCACAAACUUAUAACAUGUACUUCUCACAUUUGUAAGUACA
This is a messenger RNA of Cryptotermes secundus, 857 nucleotides long. RefSeq names its product elongation of very long chain fatty acids protein 7-like. Gene Ontology annotation, cellular component: endoplasmic reticulum membrane. Gene Ontology annotation, molecular function: fatty acid elongase activity. Gene Ontology annotation, biological process: fatty acid elongation, polyunsaturated fatty acid; very long-chain fatty acid biosynthetic process; sphingolipid biosynthetic process. The coding region runs from base 180 to 728 and encodes 182 amino acids. NCBI's taxonomy places the organism in Eukaryota, Metazoa, Arthropoda, Insecta, Blattodea, Kalotermitidae. The transcript is spliced from 6 exons. The record is from RefSeq and is a predicted model, not a curated record.